AUGGAAACUAUUUCUAGGAUAUCCUCGAUGCUGGAAACAGCUCGAGAGCUUACUCUGGAGGCCGCCCAGUCCGCUGCGAGCAAUCGCAGCUCGAAACCGGAUUACGGAUCACGUACAUACAGUGUUGCUCAUAUAAAGAAGCUCCUGGACAGCCGCCACGAGCGAGAUGUGCUCGAUGGCAUGCGACGGGUUAUUUCGUUAAUGUACCGCUCCGAGUCUUCCCUCCCCUUAUUCUCCGCUGUGGUCAAGAAUGUUGCCAGCGCCAAUCUCGAAGUCAAGAAACUCGUCUACCUUUAUCUUGUUCACCACGCGGAGGCGGAGCCGGACCUAGCACUGCUCUCUAUUAACACGAUCCAGAAAUCGUUGACAGAUCAGAACCCCCAAGUGCGAUCAAUAGCAUUGCGGACCAUGUCUGGGAUCCGGGUCCCGGUAAUUAGUCAAAUCGUGUCACUUGCCAUCAAACGAGGAUGCGGAGAUAUGAGUCCACAUGUGCGCAAGGCUGCUGCUCUAGCCAUUCCGAAGUGCUACCGCCUUGAUCCUAGUACAUUGCCACAGUUGACAGGGUAUAUCUCGAUACUGCUUGGCGACUCGCAAUACUUCGUCGUCGGUCCGGCUGUUGCCGCCUUCUUGGAAGUUUGCCCAGAAGAGAUCGAGUUGAUCCACAAGCACUAUCGCAGCUUGGUCAAAAAAUUGGUAGACAUGGAUGAGUGGGGUCAGUUGGCGACGUUACGCCUUUUGACUUUCUAUGCACGCAAAUGCUUCCCUCGUCGGACCCAGAAAGUCAGACAAGCAACUACCAAGGGCUUCUACGAUGAUGAAGAGCAGAGCCCAAAAGAGAACGACAGCGAGGAUGAGCAUGAAAUAGAGGUUCUAGACCCCGACCUUGAGCUUCUUUUGAAGUCAUGCAAGUUAUUGUUACAAAAUCGCAACUCGGCCGUGAUUGUCAGCGUCGUGCGCUGUUUCUUCUAUCUGGCGCCCUCGGAGUAUCUUACCUCGGCUAUUGGUCCUCUGGUAGCGCUUCUGAGAAGUCCCCAAGAUAUGCAGCUUAUUGCACUAUAUAAUAUUGUGAAGGUUGCUUUGCGAAACCCGAAGCCGUUCACCAAGUAUAUCGCUCACUUUCUUAUUCAUGCCAACGACCCAUCGCAUAUCUGGCGCCUAAAACUGGAGGUAAUGACUAUGCUAUUUCCGUACUGUGGGAAGCAUUGGAAGGGUGUUAUUAUCAGUGAGCUUGAGCAUUUUUCAAAAGGCACUGACUCGGACUUGGUUCGAGAGAGCGUACGGGCCAUUGGUCGUUGUGCACAAGGAGACGCUUCCACUGCGAACAUGUGUCUUCAAAUCCUGCUCGAUCAAAUCUCUAGUCUUGAUGGAAAUCUUGUCUCCGAAUCUCUGACCGUUAUCCGACAUUUGAUCCAGCAAGAUCCAUCUUCACAUAACCAGACCGUUAUUCAACUUGUCACGCAUCUUGGAACAACUACCAACCCUGAUGCUCGUGCAAGUAUCAUAUGGCUAGUGGGAGAGUUUUCAGGCAUGGAACCGGAGCAUAACAUUGCGCCUGAUGUUCUCCGUAUUCUUAUUAAAGGAUUCGCCGAUGAGACGGAGGUGGUCAAACAACAGGUUGUUCUUCUAGGUGCCAAGGUGUACCUCCACCAUCUCCUACGCAACCCCCCAAAGGAAACAUCAGAGUCAGCUUCCCAGGCUCUUGACCGCUCCGCCAUUGCGCAAGAAAUCCGCAAUGAGUGGACUGAGGAUAAGGAGGGAGAAAAAGAAGCAGAGGAAACCCCACUACCCAAAACUCAGGCUGAGCAAAAGCAGCCCGAGGAAGAAGAUGAAGACCGCAUUACUCUUCUCUGGCGCUACAUCCUGCUCCUUGCGCGCUACGAUACGUCGUACGACCUUCGCGACCGCGCCCGUCUCUACAAAGCUCUUCUAGACAGCCCUUCGUCCACCCAGCUUGCCAACUUACUCCUUCUAGCUCCCAAGCCUGUUCCUCACGCUCCAAGUCCCUCAGAAACGCGAAAAGACCUGCUCGUUGGAACCGCCACUCUCGUUGUUGGCCCAGAGGCCGGCUAUCAUGGUCUUCGUGGGUACACUGACGUUCCAGACUGGGUUGAGCUCGGGCAAGAGCCAAGUCCCAGCCUUCGAACUGAAGACGUUAAGCCUGAAACAUCUACCACCCUCGAAAGCUCAAUGACAGCUGGCGAGCGGCUUGACAAGGCUCUGCGCCAGCACCAGAGCACUGCCCCGCCGCAGAGGUACAACGGCGCUCCCGUGGCUAGCGCAGCUGGUAAGAAGACCCUCGACCAGUGGCUCGAAGAAGAAGACGAAGACUCAAGCGAGUAUGAAACCGACUCAGCGGCCGAGUCCGAUUCAGAAGAGGAGACAGACUCCGAAGAAGGCUCGGAGGAAGACGACUCGGAGGAUGAAACUGACUCGGAAACUGAGGCUGUUAACAAGGAGGCCCAGCAGCUACUUUAG
Penicillium macrosclerotiorum is the source of this 2475-nucleotide messenger RNA. RefSeq names its product AP-3 complex subunit beta. Lineage: Eukaryota; Fungi; Ascomycota; Eurotiomycetes; Eurotiales; Aspergillaceae. Gene Ontology annotation, cellular component: membrane coat; AP-3 adaptor complex. The record is from RefSeq and is a predicted model, not a curated record. The transcript is spliced from 3 exons. The coding region runs from base 1 to 2475 and encodes 824 amino acids. Gene Ontology annotation, biological process: intracellular protein transport; vesicle-mediated transport.